This is a messenger RNA of Pteropus alecto (black flying fox), 1371 nucleotides long. RefSeq names its product transcription factor 7 (gene TCF7). The transcript has 9 exons. Gene Ontology annotation, biological process: regulation of transcription by RNA polymerase II; canonical Wnt signaling pathway. Lineage: Eukaryota; Metazoa; Chordata; Mammalia; Chiroptera; Pteropodidae. Gene Ontology annotation, cellular component: beta-catenin-TCF complex. Bases 170 to 982 code for a protein of 270 amino acids. The record is from RefSeq and is a predicted model, not a curated record. Gene Ontology annotation, molecular function: RNA polymerase II cis-regulatory region sequence-specific DNA binding; DNA-binding transcription factor activity, RNA polymerase II-specific.
CCCCACCUUGUCCCUGGCCCCGAGCCCCCAGCUUUCCCUGCGCCCCUCACGGCCCCUCUGGAUCUCCCUGCAGGCUCUCGGGCGGGAACACACUUCGCAGAGACUUUUCCCCGACAAACUUCCAGAACCUCUGGAAGACGGCCUGAAGGCCCCGGAGUGCGCCAGCGGCAUGUACAAAGACACCGUCUACUCCGCCUUCAAUCUGCUCAUGCACUACCCACCCCCUUCUGGAGCAGGGCAGCACCCCCAGCCGCAACCCCCACUGAACAAGGCCAGUCAGCCCACCCAUGGCGUCCCGCAACUCUCUCCUCUCUAUGAACAUUUCAGCAGCCCACACCCCACACCCGCACCGGCUGACAUGAACCAGAAACAAGUUCACAGGCCUCUGCAGACCCCUGACCUCUCUGGCUUCUACUCUCUGACCUCAGGCAGCAUGGGACAGCUCCCCCACACUGUGAGCUGGUUCACCCACCCAUCCCUGAUGCUAGGUUCUGGCGUACCUGGUCACCCUGCAGCCAUCCCCCACCCGGCCAUUGUGCCCCCCUCAGGGAAGCAGGAGCUGCAGCCCUAUGAUCGCAGCCUGAAGACACAGGCAGAAUCCAAGGCAGAGAAAGAGGCCAAGAAGCCAACCAUCAAGAAGCCACUCAACGCCUUUAUGCUGUACAUGAAGGAGAUGAGAGCCAAGGUCAUUGCAGAGUGUACACUCAAGGAGAGUGCUGCCAUCAACCAGAUUCUGGGCCGCAGGUGGCACGCGCUGUCCCGAGAAGAGCAAGCGAAGUAUUAUGAGCUGGCCCGCAAGGAGAGGCAGCUGCACAUGCAGCUGUACCCAGGCUGGUCGGCGCGGGACAACUACGGGAAGAAGAAGAGGCGGUCCAGGGAAAAGCACCAAGAAUCUAAUGCAGGAGGAAAAAGAAAUGCAUUCGGUACUUACCCGGAGAAGGCCGCUGCCCCAGCCCCGUUCCUUCCGAUGACAGUGCUCUAGGCUGCCCUGGGUCCCCAGCCCCCCAGGACUCACCCUCAUACCUCCUGCUGCCUCGCCUUCCCACAGCACUGCUUGCUAGCCCUGCAGAACCCAGGCGUACAUCACCAGGUCUCUCGGCUGCUCUCAGCCCCCCAGCCCCCUGGGCCCCCACUGGCCCCCCGCAGUGCCCUGCAGAAUACACAGGUACAGCAACAGGAAUCUCGGAGGCAGGCAGCCUAGCAUGCACAGGACACCUGGCCUCCAGGGGCCCACCCUCUGAGAAGCAGCGACAGAGCCCCAAACCACGUGGAAACCGGCCAGGGGCCCUAUUAACUCCCUCUCAUGGUCCAGGCUCUGGAGAUUUCAGAGGCUGCACAACUUCUGCCUGAGUCUGGGGCCAUCAACUCAAA